Drosophila persimilis is the source of this 556-nucleotide messenger RNA. RefSeq lists its product as uncharacterized. NCBI's taxonomy places the organism in Eukaryota, Metazoa, Arthropoda, Insecta, Diptera, Drosophilidae. The coding region runs from base 1 to 402 and encodes 133 amino acids. The record is from RefSeq and is a predicted model, not a curated record. The transcript has 2 exons.
AUGCAGAACCACGUGCAGUUCCGUGUGGUCAGACUUCUGUUGCAGGCAUCUGUGCUGCUGUUCGUCAUCUGGCACCAUUGUCGGGCCAUGGACCUUCAGACAAGGCCAUGCCGAGAAGGCAGCGACGACAUCACGCGAUGUCCCAAAAGUUUUUUCACUCUGAGGAGGGACAACUGUGUGGAGCGACACUUUUGCUAUCUGCAGGUGAAUGAGACCUGUUUCGGCCAGGAGGAGAGUAGGUGUGCGCCUGGACUUACCUGUUCAUGCAACAGGUGCAUGAACUGCAACAUCCACUAUUGUGCCCUGGAACUCUGCACCCUACAUGAGUAUAAGAAACGCCUACCAAACCGCCUGCUGCCGUGGUUCAGACCUCGAUGGUUGGAGCUGGCCGCCGACAAGUAACGUGACCCCAAAUGUGCAAACAACCGCCAGUUGAACAAUGGACCAAUCCCUUCAGUCUCCUCAUAUGUUUAUCAAAGUGUAUCUAACAAUUUGCAGCUAUAAGCAUUUAACAAAUUAAUCGCGAAUAAAUGACAUGACCAUCGUAUUAAAAGCA